Molecule: messenger RNA, 2817 nt
Organism: Octodon degus (degu)
Lineage: Eukaryota; Metazoa; Chordata; Mammalia; Rodentia; Octodontidae
Product: O-acyltransferase like protein
Exons: 15
Coding region: 1-2151 (716 amino acids)
Molecular function (GO): acyltransferase activity, transferring groups other than amino-acyl groups
Source: RefSeq, a predicted model, not a curated record
AUGGUGGGCUCCCCUUUACUCUUUUGCCUGCUCUCUUUUCAAUUAUCUUUUGUUUUUCCUACAAGGAACAUUUCUCUCAAGUGCAUGCAAGAUACUGAUGAAUUCCUUUCUGAUCUGAAUUCAGUGAAGCCUAAAGAAUACGCCCUGAGAAUGUAUGACUCCUUGGGAAAGCUUGGGAGCAAUGUUCUCAGUGGCAACCUGGACAGGCUGGGAUCUUCCAGCGAGUGCCUCUCCGCCCACAGCCCCACAAGAGGCUUCCAAGGGCAGUACUGCAAGCUGCAUGUACUCCAGGAUGGAGCGGAUUACAGCGUGGGAGUCUGUAUCCCUGAUUCUUGUACCGAAGAGGAUGUGACUAUGAUGUCUCAGCUGGAUAUUUUAAGAUUCAGAAACACUUCUUUCUCAGCCCCCUCCCUCGCCUUCUUUGCAUCCAAUUCUUCCUCCUUGGCUGGUAGGAGUGUGGCCAGAUGUGCUGCUGGAUUGUUCCCCCUGGACCCUUUUGCUGCCCUGUGUCUCUUCAUCUCCUUGCUGGGUCUUGCUCUCCCUCUUGCUGGAACGGUCUACAUGGCUGCCAGGGGCCUCAGGACAUCGUCAGAGGUGGGCGAGGCCCCCUCCACCACUUAUGGGAGUCUGCCUCUGAGAGAUCUGGAGGGUCACAGGCACAGAAGCAGGCCAUGCGGGACAGUGCACCAGGCCCCUCUCAACCUGGACGGACCUGCACGCAGAGGAAUACACAAGCAUUUCAUCCCAGCAGGACCACCCAAGAGGGGCGACUCUGGCGAGUGCGAGUGCACAGCUGGGAAACAACUCCAGCAGCGCUCAGGUUUUCUAGGAGCCAUGGUUCACGCUCUCCAGUGCUUUUCUUGGCAGAAGAACGCAUCAGCCAUCUGGACCACAAAGAUGCCAGAAGGCACCUGCCCUGCCUUGAAUGGAAUCCGGGUCUUGAGUCUUCUCUGGAUCAUCUCAGGACAUACCAGCCAGAUGACAGCAUGGCUCUCUUUGGAUAAUGUGCUUGAGUGGAAAGCCAGGGUGCCUAAAAACCCACUAUACCUUUAUACUCGGAGUGGCCCAUUCUAUCUUGGGGUUGAUACAUUUUUCCUGAUCAGUGGUUGGUUAAGUGCAAGGUCAUUUCUAAAGAUGCAGCAGAAUUCAGACAAAGGAAUAACCCUUAAGGUCAUAUUCAGAUACUUGUUUAAUCGUCUUAUAAGGCUGCAGCCUCUCCACCUGUACUCAGUGUGCUUGUUGGUUGGAUUGUUCCCUCUUGUUCCCUGGGGACCUGUUUGGGAAGUACCCAAAUUCCACUGGGACAACUGCCGGCAAGCAUGGUGGACGAACUUGCUGCUGCUGAAUAACUUUGUGCUGGUUCGCAAUGCGUGCAAUGGCUGGACUUGGUACCUGGCCACCGACUUCCAGUUCCAUCUCACAACGCCAGUGGUCCUCUUCAUCUAUGGCAAAAACAAACUCGUCCUUGUCCUCCUUGGGACCAUGCUGUUCCUGCUGUCUUUCGCUGCCACUGCGGUGCUCACAAUGACGUAUAAACUCCCAGUGGCGGCUCUACCUGCAGCUAGUGAAGAAGAGACUGUACUAUAUUUCUUGGAGUAUUACACCAAGCCCUACUGCCGAUGUGGACCAUUUCUUGUGGGCCUUUUUUUGAGUAUUUUCAUGCAUCAAAACCAUCAAUCGAACUUGCUCAAAACUAAGGUGCAGGCCCUGUUGGGGUGGACAUGUUCCCUACUGACUUUAUUUGUGGUUGUCGCUCUGGCAUACAUAGUGGAUGACGUCUCUGGUGUCUCUUCUGUGGCUGCUGCCGUCUACCAGGCCCUUCACCGUACUCUGUGGGCAGGGGCCGUGGGCUGGGUCAUCUUUGCCUGCCAAGAAGGUUAUGGAGGUCUGGUGAACCGCAUGCUGUCCUGGGAUCUCUGGAGUUUCCUGUCCGGCAUCAGUUAUGCCUGCUACGUGGUGCACCCCAUGCUAAUCAUCCUCUACAAUGGACUUCAGGAGACGCUUAUUCACUAUACUGACACCAACAUGCUCUACCUUUUCUCUGGACACUGUGUGCUGACCUUGGUCUCUGGGCUGGCCCUGACACUGUUCAUCGAGAGGCCGUGGCAGGAGCUGAAACGAUGCCUGCAGGGCCCAGAGUGCUCUGGCUGAAGUCCUGAAGAAUGAUGGCCCAUUGUUCAUGGUGAAGAGGAGAGGCCAGGCAGCCUCCUGCUGUAGUGUGCUCCCGAGAAGGGUGUGAGCCUGAUUUGGGAGCAUCCAAUACAUACGAGUUCUCUGAGCUUCACUGUAGAAAAGAGUUCUGUGAUAAGUUUUGUAGCAGUAUAAUAACCACUCUCUGUUGAAACUUUUAAGCAACACUACCUGGACAUUUGGGGAGUUGGCUUGCCUCUCUGAUCAUAGUGUUAAUGUAGAGCGCCAUCUCUUCGUGACCUAAAUUUUACAAACAUGAAGAGGACUUAAUUUGAGCUAUUUUUUGUAACUGCAGGUGUUAUUGUAAAGAAACACAGAAGGUGAGCUCGAUAAACAGGAGCAGCAGGUAAAUUUUAAGCCCCAUGUAAACUGGGGGUUUCCAGUGAGAGAGAACCCACAAGGCAGCUGCGGCCAACCCUAAGCAGUCAUUCUUUCUCUUCCCUCUAUUUUUGGGCCCGUAAAGGCCUCCUCUCGCACGUUGUGUCCCCAAGGUGGCGCUCUUGAGCCACUUCUGAUCUGGAGCUGCCCAAUCAUGAUUGUUUGCUCAAGUACUCUGCAAAUGUAUUGUGCCUGUUUAUUUUUAAUACAAGAUAGUCUACAAAUGCAGCAAAUUUAUUGUUAAUUGAG